Messenger RNA from Penicillium paradoxum, 1761 nucleotides. It is a transcript of the gene yap1, whose product is annotated as putative bZIP transcription factor AP-1/Yap1. The coding region runs from base 1 to 1761 and encodes 586 amino acids. Gene Ontology annotation, molecular function: DNA-binding transcription activator activity, RNA polymerase II-specific; transcription cis-regulatory region binding. The record is from RefSeq and is a predicted model, not a curated record. Lineage: Eukaryota; Fungi; Ascomycota; Eurotiomycetes; Eurotiales; Aspergillaceae. Gene Ontology annotation, cellular component: RNA polymerase II transcription regulator complex. The transcript has 3 exons.
AUGGGUGAUUACGAUCAACGAUACCAGCAAGGUCUUUACCUUUCUCCAACCCAGCAAGAUCUUCUGCUUGCUGCUCUCACUUCCAAUAAUCCUAGCCAGAAGCCUCAAAGUAGCACCCCUCACAUUAAGAACGAUCAGAGCCCCGAUCAAAAUUCCUCCACUGGCCUUAGUGCUCCUCCUUCGGGCGGCUUUGACAAUGCCCAUGCCAACAAUUUUGGGUUCGGAGAUGAGGAAAGUCCUUUCUUGGAAUUCCCCCCGGACCUAGAUUUUGAUUUCCCGGGCUCGGCCAACUUGAUUGGUGACCUACCAGGGUCGACCGACUAUGAUAUCGGCGAGAAGCGGAAGUCACUCGACGGCAAGUCGGAAAUUGAAGGCGAAGAGACCGGAAAGAAGCGCAGGGAAAGUGAGGCUAAGAAGCCUGGUAGGAAGCCGCUGACUUCGGAGCCUACUACGAAGCGCAAAGCCCAAAACCGGGCUGCCCAGCGAGCCUUCCGUGAACGUAAGGAGAAGCACUUGAAAGACUUGGAGGAUUCAGUGGAAAGGUUGCAGAAGACAUCGGACAUGACAAAUCAAGAGAACGGUUUACUGCGUGCUCAGGUCGAGCGAUUGCAGGUCGAGCUUCGUGAGUACCGAAAGCGCCUCUCUUGGAUGGCAUCGGGAUCAGGAAAUGGCAUUUCGGCUUUAAGUUCCAAUUCCAUUCCCAAUGCACAUUCCAAGGGAGCAUAUGGCCUUCAGAACAACGAGUUCCUCUUCGAUUUCCCCAAGUUUGGGGAUUUACCCGGUGGCCAUCUUUUCAACGGCCAAGCCAAUAAGAACGACCAACCCAAAACCAACGAUAGCAUCAGUCGGGCCCCUGGUGUGUUGGCUCGCGACAAUCCGAAUACUCCUGUAUCCCGAUCCAACUCGUAUGCCAACCCAAACAGCUCGAAGUCCAAUGGAACACCCACCAGUACCAGUUCCGCCAAAGCCCCCUACUCUGGCUUCAAGUCUUCCGCAAACGAGAACUCCGCCUCGGAGAAUUCUCCAUCAUCUUCGUCUGACUCGCAUCAAAGCCAGUUGUUGUCCUCCAACGGUACUUCCCCAGAACCGAGUCUGAAUUCUCCAGAUGGAAAGUACCGCGAGCUAGGACCAGGCGACUCUUGCGGCGGACAUGUUACGUCCGAUGGCGAGAAAUCCUUCUGCGAGCAACUUGGUAUGGCUUGCGGCAACAUCAGGAAUCCCAUCCCAGCGGUCCGCGACAGCAAGUCAAAAUCCCACAGUGUUACAAGCAGCCAACCGACACCAAUUGAUGGUCCAGCAGACGGUCAAGCCAUUCACGACUUUGGUAUUGACUGGAUGGCCCAUCAGAAUGGCGGCCAGUUUGAUCCAGUGCUGUUUGGUGACUGGCGGGAACCUCAAGACGCCGUACUAUCUCAGGACUUUGGCUCCUUCUUCAAUGAAGCCUUCCCUCUGCCGGAUCUGGGUAGCCCCUCUCACAACCUGAGCGAAGUCGCUAGUGACGCGGCAGUCCCCAAAAAGAAUCUCGUCGCUCAACUUGACAGCAAACUCGAGGAGGAUGAGGUCGUUCCAGGCGAAGACCAAUCGCAGAUGCUGUCAUGCACAAAGAUCUGGGACCGUCUUCAAUCCAUGGAGAGAUUCCGCAAUGGCGAGAUUGAUGUCGACAACCUCUGCUCGGAACUACGUACCAAAGCACGAUGUUCUGAGGGUGGUGUAGUCGUGAACCAGAAUGACGUCGAUGACAUCAUGGGACGAGUCAAGUAG